Xenopus laevis (African clawed frog) is the source of this 2566-nucleotide messenger RNA. It is a transcript of the gene rims3.L, whose product is annotated as regulating synaptic membrane exocytosis 3 L homeolog. NCBI's taxonomy places the organism in Eukaryota, Metazoa, Chordata, Amphibia, Anura, Pipidae. The record is from RefSeq and is a predicted model, not a curated record. The transcript is spliced from 7 exons. Bases 306 to 1232 code for a protein of 308 amino acids.
CCUCAGUCUCUCGGCAGAAGCCCUUCAAGAUUGAAAGCAUCUUCAUCUUCCCUUCUCUCCAUCCCUUUCACUCUCCUCUCUGUUUCUCACUCCUUCAAUCUCUGCUGUGGUGCCAGUGGCCGGCCCUGCUCCAUGCUGCACCCCUCCUUCCAUGCUCACAGCAGCCCUGCUUCUGGUCGCUGGGGAAAGGGGAGAGGGAGGGAGAGAGGCAAAGUUGGGGGAUCUCUUUGCCUUUUCCUUCAGUCAGUUCUUCUCCACGCCUCCCUGGCACCAGGAUUCUGCACACCAGCUGAUCACUCUCUACAAUGUUCAACGGGGAGACCAGUUCUUCGGCAAGGAAUGUCAUCAGGAGUUCCAGUAUCAGUGGGGAGAUGUACAACUUGGAGAAGGGCAACUCAGCAAAUCCGGAUGCUGCCGGUGUUACCACUACCAAGAAAAGAAGGUCCAGCCUGGGAGCCAAGAUGGUGGCAAUUGUUGGACUGUCACAAUGGAGCAAAAGCACCCUGCAGCUGAACCAACCUGAUGGUACCACCAAGAAACUGCGUAGUAAUAUUCGCCGCAGCACAGAGACAGGAAUUGCUGUGGAGAUGAGGAAUCGGGUCACCAGACAAGGAAGUAGGGAGUCCACAGAUGGCAGCACCAAUAGCAACAGCUCUGAUGGCACAUUUAUAUUCCCCACUACUCGGUUGGGAGCUGAAAGCCAGUUUAGCAAUUUCCUUGAUGGUCUCGGACCUGCACAGAUUGUGGGAAGACAAACACUGGCUACACCCCCCAUGGGGGAUGUUCACAUUGGGAUGGUAGACAGAAAUGGACAGCUGGAGGUGGAGGUUAUACAGGCCCGAGGUCUGACUCCAAAGCCAGGCUCUAAAUCUAUACCAGCUCCAUAUAUUAAGGUGUAUCUGAUAGAGAACGGAGUCUGCCUUGCCAAGAAAAAGACAAGGACUGCAAAGAAAACUUGGGACCCUGUGUAUCAACAGGCUCUUUUGUUUGAUGAAGGUCCACAGGGUAAGGUUGUACAGGUAAUAGUUUGGGGAGACUACGGUCGCAUGGAUCACAAAUGUUUCAUGGGGAUGGCACAGAUCCUUCUGGAGGAGCUUGAUCUUAGUUCUUGUGUUACAGGAUGGUACAAACUCUUUCCCACUUCUUCUCUGGCAGACUCAAGCAUUGCUCCCCUCACCCGCCGACUCUCCCAGUCCUCUCUCGAGAGUUCCACCAGCCCAUCCUGCACUUAAUCAGUGUAAGACAACUUCUAUAUACUACCUUCCCCCUUUAGCCCACAGCCUAGACGAUCACUGUCUCAUCCUAGUCACAAAACUGAGGCUUGGCUGAAAAAUCAGUGUAUCCGUCCAGUGCUGUGGGAAAAAAGAUGGAAAUCGGCAGGCUAGUAUUGGCGUGUGGAGCCCAGCUCCACUGCUACUGCACAUAUAAAUUAUCAUGCAACUUUAGAGACUGUUAUAACAAAUUGUACUCAAAAAGAUUUCUAGAACAAAACAUAACUGGACAAUCCAAUCAUAAAAUAACUGAUGAAGCAGCUCCCUAUUAUUUUUGUUCCAUAGAGCAGUGGCUGUUUAGUUUAAUGUUCUUGGCAACCACUGUAAACUUGGGAUAUACAACCUACACAGGUAGAACAUUCAACAAGUCACUUUUCUUCAACAAGAGAAAAAAGCACACUUAUAGCAGUGAUGAGCACACAGAUGCUAUGAAAUACCUGCACAUAUAUGCACCCAUAUCAACUACAGGUGCCUGCUUGUUCUUUUUCCUAGCAAGUCAGUGCUCUGCUUUCACUGAUUUUUAUUUUUGCUGAUUUUUUUUUACCUCUUUUGCUUCCAACAAAGCCCUUCUCAAAUUGAAAUAAUAGAGCCAGAUUGCACAAAUCCGGCAUUUAAGAUACUUUCCAUAUUUCAUUUAAAUCAAUACGCACCAAUAUAUAUAUAUAUAUGUAUGCAUACACAAGAGAGAACUAUUUUUCAGGUACUUUUAUGGCUUUCUGCUUUAAAAUGGAAUGUAGCAUUUUCAGUGUGCAAUUAUAACUCUGACAAUGCACAUAAAGGGGCAAGGAAAGGAAGCAUUUAACUUAUCUACACCUUUUUUUCUGCACUGAUAAGCAAUCUUGUUUUUGAUAUACACAUACAAAUGCAUGCUGCUUCUUGCGUGAAUUCUGAACACAUCCAAAAUCAUGUCUGUUACUCCAAGUGCAUUAAUAAUAAUUAGCUGCACUGAACAUUUAAAUACUUUAGUGCCACAAGGAACUACAGAUUGAUUGUGUCUUUCACAGUUACCCAGCACCAAAGGAUUGUAAAGAAUUAGCAGCUCAUUUAACUAGUAAAAGGAAUAAACAUUGAAAUAGAUAAAGUAGCCAAGACUGCAAAUUUAGGAUUUAGACAGAUAUCAAUAUUCUCCUAUUUUAUUUGUUGGUAUAACCCCAACUGUAGCAGUAUAGAUCUGCUAAAGAAUAUUUGUACACUUCCAUAUCAUGCAAAGAAAUUCUCGACUUUUUAGUUUAUGUUACCAGUAAUACAGACUGUCAAGGUUUAACAGGGAACAAUCUAAGGUAAAAGAGAAUGAU